ACGAGUCUCUCGCUCGUCAGACUCGUCCCAAAAAUGCUGCUACGCUCCACAUAUUUGGAUUACUUGUGGCUUUAGUCGAGGUGAGCUGGAUGAGAGUAAAAAAACAGGAAGCUUCCUUGUUUCCUGGCAGGAGAAGAAGAGCAAAAGCCAGGUGAAAGUAAAAAGAAAGUUGUUUGCAAACAUGCUGGGGAAUAAUGGAGUAUAUGCAACCAAGAGGAGGAAGAAGCCUGAGCAGAAAAAUGUAAAACCUCCGCCUGUCAAGACCAAUCCGUCCAAACGUCACCGGGACCGUCUGAAUAUAGAGCUGGACCGUCUGACCAGCAUGCUGCCCUUCUCCGACGAGGUCAGAGGUCGCUUGGACAAACUGUCGGUGCUGCGGCUCAGUGUGGGAUACCUCAAAGUUAAGAGUUACUUCCAUGCCGCGCUCCAGAAGAACACGAGGUCGGCUCCUCUCGUCCCUUCGAAUGGCAGCAGAAACGGACAAUCUGUGUCGCUGGAUGGAGUCAGUUUCUCAGAGGGAGAUCUCCUUCUACAGGCGCUGCAUGGUUUGGUGUUGGUCGUGACGACUGAUGGCACCAUCUUCUACACAUCCUCGACGAUCCAGGACUUCCUGGGCUUCCAACAGUCCGAUGUGGUCCAUCAGAGUGUGUACAAUCUCAUUCACAUGGAUGACAGAGAGAUGUUCAAAUGUCAGCUCCACUUUGCCUUCAACCCCAGUGAGACCGACUCCAAUAUGAGAGCUCAAGAUACGCAGUCUGGCAUUAGAGCCCUGAGCAGCCCUGAGAGUUUCUUGCCUCAGUACAUCCCUCCAGAAAACUCCUCCUUCCUGGAAAGAAGCUUCUGCUGCCGCCUUCGCUGCCUGCUGGACAACACCUCUGGAUUCAUGGCUCUAAACUUCAACGGGCGUCUGAAGUACCUCCACCUGCCUGAAAAUGCAGGAGCUGGUGGGACGUUGGCUCCUCCACAGCUGGCUCUGUUCGCCAUCGCCACUCCUGUGCAGCCUCCUUCGGUCAUGGAGAUCCGAACCAAGACCCUCAUCUUCCAGACUAAACACAGGAUGGACUUUGCUCCCAUAGGCGUCGACACCAGAGGGAAGCUGGUUUUGGGUUAUUCAGAGAUAGAGCUGGUCACAACAGGAUCUGGCUAUCAGUUCCUCCACGCUGCUGACAUGAUGUACUGCGCUGACAAUCACCUCCGGAUGAUGAAGACCGGAGACAGCGGCUUCACGUUCUUCAGGCUGUUGACCAAAACGGGACACUGGUUGUGGGUUCAGGCUUCUGCCAGGAUCAUCUUCAAAGGAGGGAGACCGGACUUCAUCAUCGCUCGCCAGAAAGCCCUCACAAAUGAAGAAGGAGAGGAACAUCUGCGCCAGAGAAGACAGCAGCUCCCCUUCAACCUCACCACCGGCGAAGGAGUCCUAUAUGACUUUUCUAUGGAUACCUUCUCCAUCCCCGGCCCCGGUUCUCCAGACACCACGGAGUCCGCAACAGAGAAACCCUUGGACCCCACCUCUAUCCUGGGAUCCCUACGCCAGCAGGACCAAUCUCUUUACACCAAGCCGCAGACGUCCAGCCCCCCGCUGCCAGUCUUCACCCAAACAGAUGAUGCUGAUUUUGAAGAUCAGCCCUUGGAGCAAGCCUUCCUGGACAGCCAUGCUCUGCUCAGCGUGCCGGGUCAGCUCCAAGCUUCACAGAACAGGUCCAGCAUGGGAGACCUCACAUCGCAAGCCAUGAUUGACUCGCUGGAGCAGAUCUUGGGAGAUAUUGGGGACGGAAUGUUAGAGGAUCUUGAAGUGGAGGAGGAAGAGCUGAGGGACUGGGAGAACACGCUCUUCAGGAUGAAUAAAGACAGAGGAGACGAAUCGAGGGAACUAAAUCAAAUCCUGGCCAAUGACGUGUUUUCGUACGUGGAGGAGGCUCUGAGGAGAGAGACAGGUGGGCCUCAUGAUGCUGACGCUCAGAUUCAAACGCAGCAUCCUGCGUCUGUGCUUUCAAAUCAUGAGCAUCAGUGGCAGAACAUGACAGACAGGAAAUCCAACCAGAGUGGAUUUGCACAGCAGACUCAUUCAGCAGGACUGAAAGGAGUUUCUGAAGUCGCGUCCCGAGGUGCGGCAACCACACAGUGUCGUAACACUCAGCAGGGACUCACCUCUACAGUGUGGCCCCCAAACAGCAGCAGCACUCAGCACUGUGGCACCCAAAUGACUUCUACACAGUUGUGCUGCUCUUUUCAUUCACAGCCAGAAGUGACAGAUCAACCUUGGCCACCAUUCACACAAAACUCGCGCUACCAAAGUGUACAAUAUAUGCAGAACGGCUCUGGUUCACAGCAGACUUACGUGGAGUCUUCUGGUGUGGCCAUGUGGCAACAGCAGCAGCUGCCGCAAAGCUUUCACCAUCACACACUCACACAUUCCUCACACACACCAGGCAGCGUGAACUCAGCGGCUCAGACCUUCCAGCAAACGCAGCGAUUAUCCAGCAGCUGCAUGUAUAAAAAAAGAGACGUUCACAUACCGAACUCUGCUACUGUUCCUCCCCGAUUAAACAGUCCUCUCCUGGGACCUGCAAGCUCCGGAAGUUCUGCACAUGUUGCAGGGACGAACAUGAACUCUCCCUUCAUCGGAGGCAUCUGGCCCGCCGCUCCUAAUCCGGGCGUGAUACAGUCGUCCGGCCCCGACGCUCACAUGGCCAUCUGUGCAGAUGUGGGCAACAUCAGUCUGGGUCAUCUGAGCGGAGACAACUCGAACUAUCCUAAUCCUAACCCUGAAAAUGGAUCAUUACAGUCGUCAUUCUUCUGCUGGAGCGGUGAAGCUCAGAUCCCCAAAGUUGCCAUGAAUGGCAUCGUCGACCUGUUCGCCUUCCCCGCCCUUCCUGCCGGGAGCAUCAACCUUUCCCAAAACGCUGGCCCCUAGCCGCACUAACACAUUAUUCUUCUUGAUCUGCCUCCACACACACACACACACAAGGAUAUCCAACGAUUGAGGAUACUCCAUUAUAUAUUUUUUACACAUGUAGUGUCUGCUGUGGCUCACCAAGAUUUAUUAACCUUCAUCAUUUCAAACAAAAAUAGACUCUUUGCUGCUUUACAGUCUUUUGCUGAUCAGCUGUUUUUGACUCUUCACAUAUUUAUCAAACAACUUUUUUCCUAAUAAUUAGCUUUUAACACAUAUAUAUAUAUACAUAUAUAUAUGCUGCAAGUAACCAAACAAUGUUGAAGUAUCACAACGGAGGCUGGAACCAACAGGAUUUAAUCACACAUGGACUUUUCAGGAGAGAAAUCGUGACUUCAGUUUUUCCUUGUAUAACAUAAACUGUGAGGAAUAUAUUAAAUAUUCAACUUCUCUUCCUAUAGAGACGGAGCUUUUCACAUCAGUGUAACUCUUCAGACUGUUUCUCACAAUGUGAAUCUGUGAUGUACGCUUCUUUAUUAUCCAUUUAUAUCCAGUUUAUAUAUCGUGUAUCAUUGAGAGGCAUUUAGAGGAUACAUCCAGAGCUGCAACUAACAAUUAGUUUCAUUAUCGAUGGAUCGAUUAGUUGUUUGUUCUAUAAAAUGACUGAAAAUGUUGAUCACAGCGAUCAAUAAUCUAAAGAUAUUUUGGUUUACUAUCAUAGAAGACUAAAUAAAACAGAAAAUAUUCACAUUUCAGAAGCUAGAAUCAGAGAAGAUUGACAAAAUAGUGGCAGAUUAUUUUUUCUGUUAAUCGACUAAUCAGUUAAUUGACUAAUUGUUCUUCUUCUUAGAAAAAGAAGACUUGAGUUAAAGCUGUUGACUUUUUAGUAUCAUUCAAUCUUCAUACUGUUUAAAAGCAAAGCAACUGUUUGCUCUCAAUAGUGUUUAAUUAAAGUAAAUGAGGCUUCUUCUUGCUGUCGUUGUCGUUGUUCUUGUUGUUGUUGUUCUUGGUGUUGUUCCCCUUGUUCUUGUUCUUGUUGUUCUUCUUUUUGUUCUUGUUGUUCUUUUUGUUCUUGUUGUUCUUCUUGUGCUGGUUUGUUGUUGUUCUUCUUGUAGCUCUUGUUGUUCCUCUUGUGCUGGUUUGUUGUUCUUUCUCUUGUAGUUCUUCUUGUUGUUGUUCCUUUUGUAGUUCUUCUUGUUCCUCUUGUAGUUGUUUGUGUUGUUCUUCUUCUUGUUGUCCCUCUUGUAGUUCUUCUUGUUGUCCCUCUUGUAGUUCUUGUUUUUGUUCUUGUUGUUGUUCCUCUUGUUGUUCUUCUUGUUGUCCCUGUUCUUGUAGUUCUUGUUCUUCUUCUUGUUGUUCCUCUUGUUAUUCCUCUUGUAGUUCUUCUUCUUGUUCUUCUUCUUGUUAUUUCUCUUGUAGUUCCUCUUGUAGUUCUUGUUGUUGUUCUUCUGCCUCUUCUCCUUCUUGAACCCAACCAAAGGGAGUUUCGUUGGUUUUUUGUUUGGACAAAUUGAGCUGUGAACCUAAAAGAGAGUGAAAUGUAGGAACUAAACUUUUUGUUGGAGAGAAUUGUGACUGAGCCGAAUGUUCCACAUCUGACCGUCUCAGAGUUACGAUUACAUGUAGACUUGCUGAUUAUCUGGCAAACGAUUUUCAAAGAACUACAGUUUAGUUUUGUAUUGAUUAAGCAUGUUAGACAUGCAACGCACAUAAUACAGUAUUAAAGUACUGUAAAACAAAAAACAACAACAAAAACCUUGAGCAAGGGUUAAAAACACUAUAUUAAGAUAAAUACAUCUAAGAUAAAACUUCUGUAGAUACUUUUAGAUAAAGUUUAGAGAUCAGCUUUACUGCUUACAAGAAAUUCCACAAAUAUUUGGGUUAAUUUGGGCUAUGAAAUAAUAAGUCCCCAUCUUUAAUAAGCAGUAUAUAAACACUUAAAUGUUUAUAAUUGUUUAUAACACACUAUAAUCCGGUUAUAAGCAGAUAUAAGGACAUUUUUAAGUGUUUCUUAGUGUAUAUACACAUGAUUAUAAGUGUUGACCAUGAGGGAUUUACAACUUACACAUUAUACCACCACUGUAAUCACAUUUAAUGAUAUAUGAUUAAACACAUGAACAAAUUACAGGGUGUUAUAAAACAUUUAUUAACUGGUUACACACAUGCACCGUCGACAUGGUGAGGUUGAAGGUUUGGUAACUGUUUUAAAUCACCUUAUUUAGCAUUUAUAAUCAGUAAAUAAAUAGUUAAUAUAUGUUUAUUACACACUAUAAUGUUACUGUAAGCAGAUAUAUAAGUGUUUAUCAUUUAAUGUUUGUAUAUAAAUGCUAAAUAGGUGUACAUGCACUUAAAGUAAAGUUCAUUCUUAACCUUAGAAAUUUGACAAAGCUGCAUCUCAUCAGCAACUGAAGUUUGCUCAGUUUUCUCAAACAGUGAAGAAGCGCCUUAAAAAAAAGGAUAAUUACACCGAUUCAACAAUUAAUGUAGUUUAUAAAUACUUUUAAAUACUAAUUUUAUAUAAUUAUUUUUUUCUGAUUUGUCUGUUAUCCAUUAUUUCUUCAUACAUCAUAUUUAGUUAUAGUUGUUGACAGAUACAUUAAUAAACACUUUAAAAUGUCCUUAUAUUUGCUUACAACUACAUUACAGCUUCUUAUAAACCAUGUGUUAGUUGUUAAUAUGCUGCUUAUAAAUGCUAAAUUAAAGUGUGUUUAAUUUUAACAGUGAAUUAGUGGCUUGGUAAACAUUUUACGUGUUGUGUUUGAAGGUAAUGGACUUGUGUCAACCAGUAUAAUUUCCAUCAUUUCGGAGGUCUUUAUGAUGUUUUCAGUUCUACACGUUGAUCUGGGAGACAGACGGCAGCUCUAAAGCUCACUGUGAAUAGCUAUAAAAUAGGGAGUGUGAUUCAGAACUGUGUAAAACCAAACUGCACACUAUUUAAAUCAUCACGUAUCCAUCUCAGCUAUAUCUAUCAAAGAAGAACUUGUCAAAUCUGUUCAUGCAUUUUUAUUUUUGUGCCUGUAGCACAUAUAUUACCUGUAUUAUUCUGCUUCUGUAAUUAUCGGUAAACUUUAAAACACACUCUGUAGCUGCUUUGUAUUCCUUAUGUACAAGAUAAAAAACCAUCGGGGGACAAGUUUUAAUUUAUUUUUCAAUUAAAAAGAAUUGUA
This is a messenger RNA of Scomber scombrus (Atlantic mackerel), 6060 nucleotides long. Its product is annotated as aryl hydrocarbon receptor-like. Gene Ontology annotation, molecular function: transcription cis-regulatory region binding; protein dimerization activity; nuclear receptor activity. Gene Ontology annotation, biological process: regulation of transcription by RNA polymerase II. Gene Ontology annotation, cellular component: nucleus; aryl hydrocarbon receptor complex. The transcript has 12 exons. The record is from RefSeq and is a predicted model, not a curated record. NCBI's taxonomy places the organism in Eukaryota, Metazoa, Chordata, Actinopteri, Scombriformes, Scombridae. Bases 182 to 2914 code for a protein of 910 amino acids.